UAAUAGAAAUGCAAUUGCUUUAGGCCUAUUAUCUGUCAAUUUCAUUGGUUAGAUCUCGGCAAGGCUUAUCUCACUAGCACAUAAAAACGUGAGUCACACCUUACAGUUUACUCCACAUUACAACCAGAGCCAUACAGCUGUGAGGAAUCAGCAACUGAACUGCCAAGAUGGAUUUAGUGGAGGUGAAAAACCUGAUCUUCAAGCCAGGAAUGGAACUGAAGGUCAACGGUGUCUUCGACGCCAAUCCAGAACGUAACUCUAUCAAUGUGGCCCACACUUACGAAGAUAUUGCGCUGCACGUUGACAUACGUUUCAACAGUGGAAAUGACAAACGCCUAUUGAUCACGAACAGCAAGGCCAGCGGCAAAUGGCAAGAAGAACUGAAAGAUCCUAAAUUCCCCUUCACAGCAGGGCAGGCAUUUCAGGUGUCCAUUGUCUUCAACUUUGAUACUUUUGACAUUUAUCUGCCAGAUGGCCAGGUGGUGAACUUCCCCAACCGUCUGGGUGACCAGGAAUACAAAUACAUUUUCUUUGUGGGGGAUGCCACAAUCAAAACCAUAAGUGUGGAUGUGUCUGACAAACCAACCAAGAGAUAGACAUCCCUUUUUUGUCCCCUGAUUGGCUGAUCUGCUCCCUGCUUCCUUCCUGCAGCUGUGCUACAACAUACUACUUUGUCUGCGCCUCCCAUACAUCAGCGCCUUUAAUCUUGUGCCUCUCUGCGUGUCUGUGCAAACUCAAGAAUCAUUCCAGCUUUGAAUGAAAUAAAUUGCAAGCAAGAAAAUCUUAA
Messenger RNA from Anguilla rostrata (American eel), 787 nucleotides. Its product is annotated as galactose-binding lectin l-1-like. The transcript has 4 exons. Bases 168 to 596 code for a protein of 142 amino acids. The record is from RefSeq and is a predicted model, not a curated record. NCBI's taxonomy places the organism in Eukaryota, Metazoa, Chordata, Actinopteri, Anguilliformes, Anguillidae. Gene Ontology annotation, molecular function: laminin binding; carbohydrate binding.